GAAGAAUUAGGGAAGAUGUGUUUUCAGUGUCUUGUGGUUUCCUGCAGAUCAGCUGAGCCCAGCUUGCACAUCCAAGGCAAUUCCUGCACAAGAAAGAGACUACAAGAAUGGAUCUCUGUCAUCUUAUGCUUCUCUCUGAUCUGCUUCAAUUUUUACAACCUCCUCUUCUACCUGCGGCUGGAGCACACGCCCUCGGUUCUCGUUGGGAUUUUUGCAGGAGUUAUUACGGCCGACUUCCUCUCAGGACUGUUCCACUGGGGAGCAGAUACCUGGGGAUCUGUGGAGCUGCCCAUCGUUGGAAAGGCUUUCAUCAGACCCUUUAGGGAACACCACAUUGACCCCACAGCAAUCACCAGACAUGAUUUCAUAGAGACCAAUGGAGACAACUGCUUCAUGACACUGGUCCCCUUGGCAAACAUGGCAUACAAAUUUGUUUCCUUUUCCCCAGAGGCGCUGUGUGAGAGCUGUCCCUGGGACUGUUACGUCUUUGCCCUCAUCAUCUUCAUCACCAUGACGAACCAGAUCCACAAGUGGUCCCACACGUACUUUGGCCUUCCACGCUGGGUCGUGUUCCUGCAGGACUGGCACAUCAUCCUGCCCCGGAAGCACCACAGGAUCCACCACGUGUCCCCACACGAGACCUACUUCUGCAUCACCACGGGAGUAAAAGUUCCUCGUAAUUUUCGUCUUUUGGAAGAACUUGAAGAAGGUCAGAAGGGAGUAGGGGAUGGAACAGUUAGCUGGGGCCUUGAAGAUGAUGAAGAUAUGACACUUACGAGAUGGACAGGAAUGAUUAUUGGGCCUCCAAGAACAAUUUAUGAAAACAGAAUAUACAGCCUUAAAAUAGAAUGUGGGCCUAAGUAUCCAGAAGCACCUCCAUUUGUAAGAUUUGUAACAAAAAUUAAUAUGAAUGGAGUAAAUAGUUCUAAUGGAGUGGUGGACCCCAGAGCCAUAUCAGUCCUAGCAAAAUGGCAGAAUUCUUAUAGUAUCAAAGUUGUUCUGCAAGAGCUUCGGCGUCUAAUGAUGUCUAAAGAAAAUAUGAAACUUCCUCAGCCACCUGAAGGACAAUGUUACAGCAAUUAAUUAAAAAAAAACAAAACCAACAUGCCCCCCCUUAUUCAAUUUAAGCUGUCUUCAUUUUCCACAGUAGUAAAUUUUCUAGAUGCAUCUUGUAGACCUCAAAAUACUGGAAAGGAAGUUCCCAUUCAAAGGAAGUUUUUCUUGAGAUACUGUAAAUGAUACUAAUUUUUUUUUUUCAUUUGAAAUAUAAGUUGUGCUAUAACAAAUAAUCCUGUCGUGUAACCACUGUCCACAUAGCUGAACUUCUGGUAUCAGGAAAAGUCUAUUUAAAUUUAUUACUGUCAAGACCAGUGUGGCACAUCCAACUUAACUGUGAAAGGAUCCAUCCCACAAUCACCUUGCUGUGUGUCUGGCCUGGGUUAUUUUUUUCUUUCUCUGUCUUUUGCAAUAGAGUCGAAGCUCAGGGCUAUUUAUUAGAGUAGACACAAAGGUUUUUGCUUCCAGUACUACACUGGGCUGUAUGGACUACUACUGGGGAUGUGUGCUAACCUCAGUCAUCCCUCCCUUUGUGCUCGCUCUAGUAAAGGCUGAAUGUGACUGUGGUCGUUUUUGGGUUUUUAUUAUUUUUUAAAUGCCCUGAUAAUCUGGGGCAAGCUUUCCUUCUUUCCUUUGGCCAAGGCAUAGAUUGUAUUUCUCUUCCUGGUCUCCCUCACCAGUGACGUGAGCUUUGGGUGAGGGAUUCAGGGUUCUUUUUAUCUCUUCCCUCUUCCCCUCCUUUUAGUGGGGGUGCUGCUUUCUUUUGCCCCUCUUGGUGACUCUUCUCACCCCUGGCCCAGGGGUGAGCAUCGGGGCAAUAACUUGACCUGUUCCCUCCUGCUUAUCAUUUUGGUUUUGCAACAAGUUUAGUCUUCACCAGCCUGGGAAACAAGAGUGUCUGUUCUGCUGGCAGGCGUGGCUUUCCCUGCCCUCCACACCGCUGCCACACCGCCAGGCUGUGCUCCUAGAUAGGCUUUGACGUGGGGAAAAGAGCAGUCAUUUACCAGGAUUGCCCAAAGCUUCUGCUGCCAGACUUCACUGAGGGACACUCUGCACGUAGGGAUUCUGAACACGCUCCAGGUACCCUCAAAUCACUGUUUUGGUGCUUUGGAUUGACCCAAGAAUGUUAAUUAACAAAACGUUGCACUUGCGCGUGCCCCUUCUAAAGAUGUCACAGCCACAGACAAAUCAGAUCCGGGUGGCAGGUUUUAUUGGGGUUCUGUAAGUCUUAGAAAUCUCUUCAGUGAAGAUUUUGGGGCAGCGGUGGCACAGCAGAUUAAGGACCUUGACUGGCUUUGCAUCCUGGCAAAUCACUGCCUUUUCUGGUUUACUCUUCCGGACCACUAACUGCUGCAAUGUGGAUGCAAGCUUACAGGAAACCAACCUAGUGUGUCCUAAGUUUUAUGAAAAAUUCAGUGUUUGUGUAAAAAAAAAAAAAAAAAGAAAAGGAAAAAAAGAAAAGAGUAAAAAUAAACACAUUUUAAAGCAGCAGCUGUCAAGUCAAUGAACAAUUGAUGUUUCCAUUAACUUCUGAGGAAAAUAUUAGUUGUAAGGAUUUAACAUCCUCUGUACUGAAAGUUUAACAUAACAGUAUUCCAUAAGCAGCCUUUUUAUUGUAUCAGACCAUUGCCUGAUUUUAAUAUAAUAAAAAGUGUGCAUUAAUAUUA
This is a messenger RNA of Passer montanus (Eurasian tree sparrow), 2723 nucleotides long. RefSeq names its product plasmanylethanolamine desaturase. Gene Ontology annotation, cellular component: endoplasmic reticulum membrane. The coding region runs from base 16 to 1083 and encodes 355 amino acids. Lineage: Eukaryota; Metazoa; Chordata; Aves; Passeriformes; Passeridae. Gene Ontology annotation, molecular function: plasmanylethanolamine desaturase activity. The transcript has 8 exons. Gene Ontology annotation, biological process: ether lipid biosynthetic process. The record is from RefSeq and is a predicted model, not a curated record.